AUGGCACCGAUCCUGACCACCAACCCCACAGUGACACUCACUCCAGAGCCGCUCACACCGGUGAAUUUCGCCCAAUUCGGCACAGCAGUGGUCUCCCCCCUACCACGAGAACUAAGUGUCGCCACAGCACCAUCUACCCUCCCACCACACAAUCCAACCCCUGUCCUAGCAAAUCAAAACUCCGCCCUGAAAUACAGUCCCAUCUCCCCGCUCCUAGACAGAUACAAUGCCUGUCCAAGCGGCCAGCCAUCCGAAGCACGCAUGACCAUGUUCUGCUGUUUCCCGCGCCAAUUACGAAGUAUCCAAUCCGGCCAGUUAGAGAAAGAGGCAUUUGAUGUCCGGAUCCUGGAGCGCCACCCUUUCACAAACCAGACUUUCAUCCCGGUUGAUCUGUCGGCGCAUUCUAAAGUGGGGGAUGAGGAUGAGCCGCUGUUCUUGGUGGUGGUGGCGCCUACAUUGAAGGGUCAAACUGCGUUGGCUAAAAAUGAGAAUGGAGAAUCGGUGGCUAUCCAGGAUCCGCCAGACUUGAAGAAUGUGAAGGCGUUUGUUGCGCGCGGUGGUCAGGCCGUGACGUAUGGGGUGGGCACUUGGCAUGCGCCUAUGGUUGUUUUGGGCAAGAGGCGGGUCGAUUUUGUGGUUGUGCAGUUUGUGAAUGGGGUUGGGGACGAGGAUUGUCAAGAGGCUGCCUUUGGGGAAGGUGUUGUUGUUGAUCUUGGUAAGAAGGGGCAGCUUGGUCGGGUUGAGAAUCAGCCUAGGUUGUGGCCGGCUAAGCUGUGA
Molecule: messenger RNA, 777 nt
Organism: Penicillium salamii
Lineage: Eukaryota; Fungi; Ascomycota; Eurotiomycetes; Eurotiales; Aspergillaceae
Source: the annotation of a GenBank genome assembly